AUGUCAAAAUUCUCUGCAAUCGCAGAUAAUCUUCCCGAUGAGUCGAUCCGAGAGAUGAACUUUUUCGACUCUUCCUUCUUCAAGGAGCCCAGCAAAAGUCUUCCGACACCGGCGCAAGUGAGAGCUUUGUCGAAAGAUAUUCACGCGAACCCUCAGCCACAGCCUAUAAUCUUUGAAGAGCACAAAAUCUUCGUCAAAUUUGGCCCUUAUGUCACGAUAGCAGAAGCGCAGUGUCUUUGGAUGAUCAAACGGGCCUUUGGUGACGAAAUUCCAGUCCCCGAAAUUUUUGGAUGGCGAGUCGACGAGGAGGACUAUGUGUUCCUCUAUAUGGAACUUAUUCAAGGACAGACGCUACAGGAUGGCUGGAAUGGGCUCAAUAGCCAGGAUAAAAGCUCACUCUGCGAUGAAUUAUGUCAAAUAGUCAACCGUUUGCGCCGACUUGAACAAGAUCCUACCGAUCAGUUUAUUGGUUCCAUAAGUCACCAGCAACUCCUGGAUUAUGUUUUUCAAUCAUGCCCGAAACCCGGGCCAUUCUUAACUAUCAAGGAUUUCAACGACUGGUUUUCCUACUUGCCGCAAUUAUGGCUUCCUCCUUCAAAGAAAUACAACGACCCCUACAGGCAGUUUUUACCGGACGGUGGAGUCAUUAAAUUUACCCAUGGCGACCUCCACCGAGGGAACAUUAUUAUUUCUUCUAGCAAACCAGCUCGAAUCCUUGCUAUCGUUGACUGGGAACAAGCGGGAUGGUAUCCAGACUACUGGGAGUACUGUAAGGCACUCUACACUUGCUGGUACGAGGACGAGUGGCGACGAGACUGGGUCGACAACUUUCUGAGCCCACGCGUGCGAGAAUUUGAGGUCUUCGCAGAGUACACAAUGGCAAUGGGCUCGGUGUGA
Penicillium soppii is the source of this 897-nucleotide messenger RNA. Its product is annotated as phosphotransferase enzyme family protein. The transcript has 2 exons. The coding region runs from base 1 to 897 and encodes 298 amino acids. The record is from RefSeq and is a predicted model, not a curated record. NCBI's taxonomy places the organism in Eukaryota, Fungi, Ascomycota, Eurotiomycetes, Eurotiales, Aspergillaceae.